ACGGUUUGACGUUUAGUCUAGCCUUACUUAUAAAUAUUGCAUGUUUUGAAUCGUUUAAUUCAUUUAUGCUAUCUCGAUAAUACCUAUUGCCCUUGUUUUGCUUUAAAUAAUCGGAACUUCAGGAUGUACACUUUCAUUUGAUUCAUAACAACACUAGUACGCGGCCGUUGUUAUUUUAUUUUUAAUACAAAUUUAGCUACAGCGGGUAGUGGUUGAAAUUGUUGCUAUGAAAUUAUUGUUCUUUUUCUUGUCCCUGGGCGCCGCUCGGGCGUAUGAUUGUCCGUACUGCCAGCCCGAACAAGUUCACAUCGCAUUUGGAGAAAAACCCAACGACAUCGUGCUGACAUGGACCACGUUCAACGACACCCAGGGCUCGUACGCCACCUUCGGGAAAGAACAGCUGACAGACCAGGCCUCCGGGUACAGCACUCUCUUCCGGGACGGCGGCAAGCAGCGCCGCGAGCUGUACAUACACCGCGUAACGCUGCGCGGCCUCGACUAUGACACCACAUACGUAUACAACGUGGGUUCCGAGUUCGGCAUGUCGGAGCGGUUCUCCUUCCACGUGCCGCCCGCGGGCAACGACAUCAAAGUGCGCGCCGCCAUCUACGGCGACAUGGGCAACAGGAAUGCACACUCCCUCUCAUAUCUGCAAGAAGAGGCGGAGCGCGGGGGCUUCGACCUGAUCCUCCACGUGGGCGACUUCGCGUACGACAUGCACGACGACGACGCGAGGGUCGGAGACCAGUUCAUGCGCCAGAUCCAGCCCAUAGCCUCCCUGGUGCCCUACAUGACGUGCCCCGGCAACCACGAGGCCGCCUAUAACUUUAGCAAUUAUCGGGCCCGUUUCUCCAUGCCCGGCGGCACGGAGAGCAUGUUCUACAGCUUCGACCUGGGGCCCGUGCACUUCGUGUCCAUCUCCACCGAGUACUACUACUUCUUCGAAUGGGGCGCGCGUAUGUUGUUCGAGCAGUUUGCUUGGUUGCAAGAAGACUUGACUAACGCUAAUCUACCUAAAAACAGAGCCGAGCGUCCUUGGAUCGUGCUGAUGGGCCACCGGCCGAUGUACUGCAGCAACUCGGACGACAUCGACUGCAGCUUGGAGUACACCCGCCGAGGGAUCCCCUUCAUCGGCCUGAGCCUGGAGCCGCUGCUGCAGCAGCAUGGCGUGGACGUGGUGGUGUGGGCGCACGAGCACUCGUACGAGCGCUCGUGGCCGCUCUACGACGGCAAGGUCUACAACGGGUCUCUGGACCACCCCUACACUAAUCCUGGCGCUCCCGUGCACGUCGUGACGGGCUCGGCCGGCUGCCAGGAGAACCACAGCCUCUUUAAUGCGACGCGACCGCAGUGGUCCGCGUUCCGCACGGAGGCCUACGGCUACACGCGGCUGCAGGCCGAACGCGCACAACUCUACUUCGAGCAGGUGGACGUGGAGCAGGGCGGCAAGGUGGUGGACGGCUUCCGAGUCGUGAAGGACCGCCACGGGGCCUACCGCUACGACUAAACCGUGGACCCGAAUAUACUUACUAGCGAUCAACCACGGGCCUCACACCGCAACCGCUAAACCAUGCCACAGGCCCUGCCCGCCUUAAACAGCCCGAAGGCCCUACAAUUACGACUAAACCAUAGGCUCUACCGCACUACCGCUCUAAACUGUGCCUCUGGUCAUACCGCUAACACAAAGCGACGGGGCCUACCGCUACCAAAAACGUGUCUACAUUUAAACCAUUCGUCGUAAAAAUAAUCUGAUACCUGUACUAUCAAUUAAGGUUCUUAAUAGUGUGGUGUGUAUCAACUGAUCAAGUCAAUACGGAGACCCAUAUUGUCCAUAUUGACUUGAUCAGGCGUCUUCGCCAUAUUGCCAUGGAAAAGACGUAAAUAUGCACUGCAUAAAAUAUGUCCUUUAUUAUGCUUCAAGUACAAUAAAGAUACCUGUUCCCAUCCGAAAUUCUGAUAAAAAGCUCCCUAUUGCAGGUAAAGCAUAUGAAUUCUUCUGGAAAUCCACAUAAUAUAAUACACAUAUAUAAUUAUAGCUUUAUUUAUUGUAAUAUAAUAUCAUGACCUACAUCGAAAGCAUCAAAGGUCAUCUCUUCCACUGGGAGACUUCGUAUCAAUAGAUGUUAGCUAUUAGGAGCUCAAAUACCUACGUUUGUGAUUAGAAUUAUAAAACCUUUGUGAAUUUUACUUAUAUUUUCUUAUGAACAUUGCAUACUUUUAAAAUAGCUCUUAGAAACAACUUAAAUAAAAAAUGUAACGGCAUCUCGAAAUUGUAUACCUAAUUGUAUAUUAGAUACCUAGAAGUUUAGCGCUAAUCGCUGUACUAAAUGUAGGUAGUGCCAAUCAUGUAGGUAAUUGUAUUUGCUAAUAAAUUUUACAAAUAA
This is a messenger RNA of Cydia fagiglandana, 2384 nucleotides long. RefSeq names its product acid phosphatase type 7. The record is from RefSeq and is a predicted model, not a curated record. NCBI's taxonomy places the organism in Eukaryota, Metazoa, Arthropoda, Insecta, Lepidoptera, Tortricidae. Gene Ontology annotation, molecular function: acid phosphatase activity; metal ion binding. The transcript is spliced from 10 exons. Bases 227 to 1507 code for a protein of 426 amino acids.